Anastrepha ludens (Mexican fruit fly) is the source of this 2031-nucleotide messenger RNA. Its product is annotated as leucine-rich repeat-containing protein 4B. Gene Ontology annotation, molecular function: protein binding. The coding region runs from base 34 to 1431 and encodes 465 amino acids. Gene Ontology annotation, cellular component: extracellular matrix. NCBI's taxonomy places the organism in Eukaryota, Metazoa, Arthropoda, Insecta, Diptera, Tephritidae. The record is from RefSeq and is a predicted model, not a curated record. The transcript has a single exon.
AUAGAGUUAUGUACUCUUCGUAAAAUAUUUGCAAUGUUUUUUUGGCAUUUGUGUUUUUUCACAUUGACUUUGGUAUUUGCGUUCACCAAAGCCGAGGCAAUCGAUGAAAAUGAAAUAGAACGUUUUUGCUAUCCAGAGCAGCACAAAAACACCCGGCAAUCGUGUGAGUGUAACAAUGAAAAUGCACCGCCAUGGGGCAUACGCGCCAUAAACAUCGAUUGCAGCUACAAGAACCUGAGAACUGCGGACUUCUCUGAGGCGUUGCCGCUCUAUGUGAACACCUUAGACUUGUCUUGGAACUCAAUAGAUCUGGUGCCGACGCUGGCUAGUGAUAGUCUACGGGUGUUGAAUAUUAUGCACAACAACAUCACCACUGUAACCAACAAAAAGUUUGUGAAGGUCACGAAUCUACGCGAGCUCUACUUGAACUGGAACAGCAUUCAGUCCAUCGAGUUGAACGCUUUCGACGAGCUGGCUCAUUUGCAUGUGUUGGACUUGUCGCAUAACAACUUACAUGCUUUAGCUCUACAGCUAUUCCGACCGUUACUGGUGCUAGAUACAUUGAAUCUAUCGUGGAACCGACACCUUAAUCAGACGGAGGGCAUACAAGAGCGGGAUUUUUAUCGCACUUUCGGUGUGAACUCCAAAUUACGCAUAUUGCGUUUGCAAGCAUGCAGUCUAACCGAUCUGCUGUUGCCCGAGAAGGUGCCAUUGGCUGAGUUGGAUUUACGGUCCAAUAGGCUGGAAAAAAUGCCAACGCAACUGCCAAGCACUUUGGUGAAACUUGAUAUCAGUGGCAAUCUAUUCCACACCUUUUCGGCGGAUAUCACAGCUAAUCUGUCUGCCUCGUUGAGUGAAUUAUAUGUGGAAGACAUGCCACGUCUGCACUUUGUCGAAGACAAUGCAUUUCUUCCACUGACUGGCUUACAAAAGGUUAGUUUUCAGAAUAGCCGUCGGCUGACGGAGUUUAGUGGUAGAGCGUUUGGUGAUGAGGCUAGCCGCUUUCCAGAGCUACGCACUCUCAUUUUUAGAGGCACUUCAGUGGGUUUUUUUAAUGCUACUUUGGCGCCUAUAUUCAAACAACUUACCGAAUUGGAUCUUAACGGUAUGCCGUUGGUCUGUGACUGCGAGUUAGUAUGGAUGAAAGGGCUGAUAGUGGAAACGAAUGGUCGCUGUUUUAAUCCAUCGCGUUUGAGAGGAGAAAGCCUCACGACAGCUGAGAAGUCCGAUUUCAGCUGUGCGCAUUGGCCCCACUGGGUGGGUGGGCUAUUUAUUUUCGGCCUCAUACUGCUUUGCGCCGCGGGCAUUUACGCAAUAGUGAUGUGCUUAAGACCUAACAGAGGUGGCGUAACUCUGCGCCGCAAGGUGGGGUCAGGUAGUCCGUAUGCUAGAGUUACCAUUGAACCAAACAGACAGGAAAACUAUUAUUGAUUUCCAUGAUUUUUAAUUAAGGUAAAAACAUGUGAACAUGUGCAUAUAUAUGUAUGUAUGUAGUAAUAGCGACUCCGUAUUGUAUGGAAAUUCAAUAGUAUAAAAUAUAAUAAAAUCGUGUUAAUAGGUAUCGAUAUACAUAUUUACAGCAAGAAUAUGUAUGUAGUUUUGUAAAAUAAAACUGUGCUUAUGUGCUAAUAGGAAUUAGUUCUUUUUCUAAAUGCACCACAUUCCAGUUUAUAGUAACUGAUACCAAAAUCUUAUCUUUGGCAUAAAGCAAAGGUUGUUCUUUGUGUAUAUUUUUUAUUUGUAUUGAUAUGUAGAUAUGCACCAUAUGACAAAUGUGUUUAUAUAUAUACAAAUAUAGCUUUUAAGUUGUUUGGGAUUUUAGUAAAUGUGCCCAUCUUAUAACUAUUUUUAUAAGGAAAUGAAUGUUUCCGCUAGAUUAACUACUUCGCGCCUUAUAUCUAGUUACCUGUGAAAACUAUGUGGCCAAUGAGUUAUAAACAAAGAAAAAAACUUAAAUUCCUUUUUUAAAUUGUAAUGAAAACCAAAGUUGUGUAUACAAAUUAAUAAAAUGUAUUUUUUUUUAUUAUAGAA